AUGCCAAUGACGGACGAGACUGAUCAUAGUGGCGGGGUGAUCCUGGACGGUCCCUUUGAUCCUGAUGCCCAAGCUACUGUGACAGACUACAUCGACUACACCGAAUACCUCCCCGCCGAUAUCAUCCGCUCUCUCACCCUCAUCCGUGGCCUUGACGAUCGCUAUCUCGAAUCGGCGCAGUCCGUACACAACCUGACGAAGAGCUACGGUCAUCUCCCUGAAACCGCCUCCGAUGAACGCCCGAGCGCGGUCGAGCUGCGCAGGGAUAUCUCUCUCCAGCUUGAUCGCGCAAUCAAUGCUCGCGAAUCUUCCUACGCUGAGGCCUGUCGCCUUUACGACGUCGUUGAUCGCCACUUCGACCGCUUGAGCUGCAUUCGCCAGAAGCUUGAUGCGCUCCCAAGACCUCCAUCCGAGGAACCUACUCCGCCCCCCGAGCCUACACCAAAGCGCCCCCGCAAGAAGGAUGCUACCACGCCGCGUAUUACCCUUCGGCUGGACAAUAGCAAGCGCAACAACAACAAGAAGUCUCGACGCCGUGCGGAGCAUCUGGGCGGUUUCAACCCGGAUUCCCCCAUCGCUAGUACCGAGCAAUCCGAUGCAGAACAACCGACUAAGUCCCGGAAGAAGGAAAAGUCAGCGCGGCGACCCAGCUCAGGGGUGGGCUUUUCCACAAGGGAUGCUCUCGCCUUGCUUAAACCUCCGCCGGCGGAUGCCAAGGUUGGCAGCGAGGAUCUGCCAUGGUUGCGAUUGACUGAAUGGGAAAUGACCAAGCUGCGAAAGAAGAUGAAGAAGAACGCGGUUUGGCAGCCCAGCGAGGUUAUGAUUCAUCGCGAGCUUGCCCUCUCCGGACGUGGCUGGGAGGCGUAUCGGGCCGCCAAACUCCUUGCGGCCGAGAACGGCACAGAAUUCAUUGAUUGUGACAAUCUCGAGGAAACGCGACGCGAUGAGAUGGACAAGGAUGCCGAAGAAACAAAACUCAGUAAUCGUGGCAUGAAACUGAAUGAAGCCAAGAAACUAAAGCGCGAACAGCUCGCACGAGAAGAACGUGAACUGCUAGCCAGAGGUGUUGUUUCCAGCCCUCAGGUCAACCGAAAGAGAAAGCAUGACGACAUUGCAGAGGAUGACCUAGCUCUCGAGCUGGAAGCCAAGGCCGAAGUCGAGGCUCAGCCCAAACCUCAGACUAAGUCUCAGCCUGAACCCGAGCCCCAACCCGAAUCUCAACCUGAACCGAAACCCGAACGCGAGCCUACUAGUACUAGCAAUACAUCUGUGCCUGUGCCAUCAGCAGGCUCGACACGCCGCCGAUCGAUUCGAGCAGCUGCCCCUGCAGAAAUUGCUCCUGAAUCUCCCGAGAAUGCUCCUCAACCCCCUCCCUCUCCAACAGGUUCGCGACGAUCCACUCGGUCCGCCAUACAGCAUGCCGGCACAACCACGCCUCCCGCCACACGCCCUUCAUCACGGCGAUCUGCGGCGGCCGCAACGACCGAGUUUGGGUCUUUGUUGGGAGACGCCAAAGCCGGUGGACGCGAUAUCCGCAUCAAGAGUGCCACACCUGCUCGCAAAACCCCCGUUCGAGAACAACCUCAUGCCCCAAACGUUCCUGCACCAACCCGGCGCCGCAAGCGCCCGGCCCCUGGUCCCAUUUCUACCGGUCAAGAUGGCGGCGCGGCUGUUAGUUACGGCCGUCGUAAGGCUAAGCCUAAGAAGCGCAUCAGCACCGGGAAGGCCCAGGACAGCACCGGCAAGCUUCAGGAUAUGGAUAUCCGGAUUGAUGAGGAUGGCGUCGUUGAGGAAAUCGCGGACGAGCCACGCUACUGUCUAUGCGGCGAUGUGAGUUUCGGUUUGAUGAUCUGCUGCGAGAACCAAGACUGUGACAAGGAAUGGUUCCACCUCGACUGCGUCGGUCUAUCGGAAGUUCCGCCACGGACGAGUAAAUGGUUCUGCCCGAGCUGCAGACAGCCGGGAACGGAUGGGAUUGUCAAGGCUGGCUCACGGCGUUGA
Molecule: messenger RNA, 2001 nt
Organism: Penicillium argentinense
Lineage: Eukaryota; Fungi; Ascomycota; Eurotiomycetes; Eurotiales; Aspergillaceae
Product: putative PHD finger domain protein
Exons: 2
Coding region: 1-2001 (666 amino acids)
Biological process (GO): regulation of DNA-templated transcription
Cellular component (GO): nucleus; Rpd3L-Expanded complex; Rpd3L complex
Source: RefSeq, a predicted model, not a curated record